Heterobilharzia americana is the source of this 4758-nucleotide messenger RNA. NCBI's taxonomy places the organism in Eukaryota, Metazoa, Platyhelminthes, Trematoda, Strigeidida, Schistosomatidae. The record is from the annotation of a GenBank genome assembly.
AUUACAUUAGUGUUUUAUUCAAAUAAAUCUUAAACAAGAUAAACUUUAGAAGUAUCCAUGACUAAAAGUACUUGUUUAACCAGAGUUAUGGUUUAAACACCGAUUACAUCCAUACUAUUAUUAUUAUUAUCAUUAUUAUUAUAAAAGGAACUACUUAGUAACAGGUUGUGAUAUGAAUAUACAUUUUAAGGAAUUAAUUAUCGGAUAAGUUAUACUGCUUUACAUCAUUAUCAGUAUAAUUGAAGAAAACAAUCAUAAGAAUUCACCAGAAUAUUUUCAUCAAUCUAUUUGUCCUACCAGUUUAUGUGGUACAGUAUGAAAAAUAUGAAAUCAUAUCAUCUGAAGCUUCAAUUCUUCAAUGUUUAUAAAAUCUCCACAUUGAGUAAUAAUCGAAAAAGCAUUUAUUUAAAUAUAAAUCUAAUUUUAUUUUUAUUUUUAACUAGCCUUCAUAUAUUACCGAAUUCUUUUCUAGUAGUAUGUUCUAAUUUGUCUAAAUCAGCAACAAAAUUAAAAACCCCUUUGAACACUAUGAAUCAGUUUAAACAAUGUUGUAAAGAUGGAUUAAUUGCAGCUCAUAGUUUAGAUGUACCAAUAUUAAAAGGUGAAAGUAUUCAGUGUAGUAAUGAAACGUGUGCAGACAUUUUACAGCUAGGAACAUCUGUGAUUGAAAAUGACAGGGAAAAGGCAUCACUAUAUUCAGAUCAUUUUUGGUGUCAACGUGUUCAACAUUUCUGUUGUUUAUCAGCUAGAAAGUUAAAAGCAUGCCAAAUUGGUUCAGAUCAUGUGGUAAAAUAUAAUUCAGAGAAUUGUUCACUUGGUGAAUUUGUUAAUCUUGUCGAUAACCGGUUGACACCAAUUGCUAGGGAAUGUUGUCUUUGCCAGUUAAUAUGGAGUAAAAGUUCUAUGAGUAAGGACGGCUUACUUGAAAAUAAUCAUGUUAUCACGCAAAGUGCUUGCCCUGAUGGGAACUGUUGCAGUAUGCUUAGCCAAAAAUUAAUGGAAGAUAAUUCAAGUUCUGUGUCUAAGUCAUCCAUGAUCAUGUCUGACGACUCAAAUGUUCAUCGAAUUAUUAAAGAAUACUUGACUACUCCUGAAGAGAUAAUGACAACACUUAUGACUUCCACCACACCAAUAACAACAUCGUCUACAACGACCACAAUGAAGUCGGAAACAGCAACAACAAUAACAAUGACAAGUGAAGAAAAUUCGAAAACAACGGAUACUUUAGAUGAAGAUGAUGAUGAGUUUUCAUUCAGUCUUGUUGGUGGGAUAGAUUUACCAGAUUCUUGGUCAGAAACAGAUAAUGAUAAUACAGUUUUGAUCGAGGGAGGUAAUGAUCACAGUCUGAACUCAACAACUACAGAGUCUGCCGUAAUCAGUCAACCUUUACUGAUGACUGAUGCUAAUGAUUUUACAACUUCAACUUCUACUACCACUGAAACUACAAAGGUAACCAGCACUUUUGUUACUUCUAGUGUUCAAUUACCACUUGAGACAACAGUAAAACCGGAUAAAAGAACUAAACAGCUGAAUAUUAUACAAUGCCAAGAAAGUUUUGUUUGGGAUGAAAAUCAACAGUUAUGUGUUAAACAAGUAAUUUCAUGUCCAGUUGGAAUGUAUCUCAGUAAAGAAACAAGAAAGUGUAUUCCAAUGUCACCAGACAGGUCAGACUGUCCUCCAGGUUAUAGGCUAUCUAGUACAAGAGAUGAAUGUGAGGAUAUCAAUGAAUGCAUUGAAGGUCUUGGUUCGGGUCAACUGGCAUGUGCAGGUGAAGGAAUAAAGUGUGAAAAUCUACCAGGUUCAUACAAUUGUUCGUGUAAUUCUGGAUUUUCUAUGGCUUCAGAUGGAACUUGCGUUGAUAUUAAUGAAUGUACAUCAAUGUAUAGUCCUUGUCUUAUUGGCCAGCAGUGUCGUAAUCUGAUUGGUUCAUAUCAGUGCCUACGUGAAGUUCCGUGUGGUUACGGUUAUGUACUCAAUCCUAGAAAUCAACAGUGUGAAGAUGUUGAUGAAUGUAAAAUUGAUCCGCAUAUCUGUGGUAAAGGCAUGAUUUGUAUCAAUGUCCGUGGAGGUCAUAAAUGUGUUGAUCACCAUUGUCCUGGAAAUGCCAAACGGAAUAAAGUUGGUGACUGUGUUCCAUGUCCUUCAGGCUAUGUGUACAAUGUUUCAAGUGGAUUAUGUGACGAUAUUGAUGAAUGUCAACAGCCGAAUAAAUGUAGAUCAUGGGAGAAGUGUGUUAAUGAACGUGGUUUCUUUUUAUGUGAAGCAAAAAUUAACUGUGUUCAUGGCACAAGAAUUAAUGAAGCUGGGACUGAAUGUGUAGAUAUAGACGAGUGCUUGGAGAAGAGCUACCACUGCGACGAUGGAAAGAUAUGUGUUAACACUCAAGGCUCAUACUAUUGCACAGAGUCGAAGUGUACAGCAUCCCAAAUCUAUGAUUAUCAUGAAAGGAAAUGUACUUGUGAAAAAGGAUAUCAUGGUCAAGGAGAUGAAUGUCUUGAUAUUGAUGAAUGCCUAGAAAACACACAUAACUGUACUGAAGACAGUACAUGCAUGAAUUAUAUCGGAGGAUAUCGUUGCGUACGUGUAGAAGAAUGUCAGUCAGGUUUCAAACGUAAAUAUCCACUUUCUCGAUGUGAAGAUAUUAACGAAUGUGAAUUGAAUAUAGCAAAUUGUGGAGCUCAUACCUUCUGUAGAAAUACAAUUGGUUCAUAUCAGUGUAUAUGUAAACAUGGUUAUAAGAAUAUUAAUGAAACAGACUGUAUGGAUGUUGAUGAAUGUGCAAUAUUCACACCGGCUGAAUCAUGUCCUGAUUCAAGAGCCCGAUGCGUCAAUACUCAAGGAAGUUAUAUAUGCCUAUGCCCUAAAGGUUUUAAUUGGAUAGGCUAUCCAGAUUUGAAAUGCAAAGAUAUUAAUGAGUGCCAAGAAAAGCCAAAUAUUUGUGGAAAAGAGCAUCAGUGUGUCAAUAUGAUUGGAAGUUAUCGAUGUGAAUGUGCCUCUGGAUAUAAGAAUGGUGAAAAUGAAAAAGUUUGUGUUGAUAUCGAUGAAUGUGCUGCUAAUCUAUACAGUAACAAUAACAAUUAUAUCUCUCCUUGUCCAUAUUCAUUGUGUAUUAACCAACCGGGAAGUUUCAGAUGUCAAUGCCCAGAUGGAUUCCGUUUAGGCAGAGGUAACCGCUGCUAUGAUAUUGAUGAAUGCCACGAAUUGGAAAAUGUCUGUAAAUCGAAUAAUCCAAAUGCUCUAAGACAAGCUUGUAUAAACCUUAUGGGUAGUUAUCGUUGUGUCUCGGAUGAAACUCCACCGAAUUAUACAAAAAGUCGACUGGGUAAUGGAUUUCGCUAUGAACUUAAAGAUGGUAUUACAUGCUCAAAUACUAGUGAACGGUGUAUUCAACGUAUGGAUGAUCUAUUCAUUGAAUUGGAUCAAGAUACAAAUGUACCACAAAUACUGGCUCGUAUUGAUACCGAAGGUUUACCGACAGGAUUUGUACGAUUCGACUUGAGUAAACACUAUGCAUAUCAAGCGUAUAGUGGCAAACAAAUUCCUGUUUCAACAGCAUUUCGUCUGCAACCAAGUCGUUCACAAGUUGGUAGUGUUGAAGUUCGUCUACUGCGUAAACUGCCUGCACCAAUGAACAUUCUUAUCUCUGUUCACGUGACAAUAUCAAAAGGUGAUGUAGAGAUUGCACAUGCUGUAACUAAACUCUAUCUAUUUGUUACGCAAUCAUUUUCUGAACGGUUGAGAUUUGGUAGAAAAAUUCAAAGAGGAAUACGUUAGACAACAAAAUCUCUGGCCUUACCGUCUCUCUCCACCCCUUUCUUCUCAUCCCUGUGUCAUGGAUCAUUUUUCUGCCUCCGACAUCUUUACUCAGUUGUUACCAUUGUGAUAGGAUUCGUCUUGCUUGUCUUCCUGCAUGCUAUUGUUUCCUGUCCUAGAUACCUGCUGUCCAAUUCAAAAAGCGUACAUAUAGCAGUCAAGGUGAAUGGUUUUUUUGCUGACGAGUGCUGCCUGUUCAAUAUGCGUCCAUUCUCAGUCUUACUAUUGAUGACAUCAAUGAUGAGAUACCUAUUCUGUUCGUUGUCUCUCUUCUAAUAGCAAAUAUCAACACACGCACACACAUGCACAAAAGCAUAUAUAUUACAAGUAUUUCUCCGUUUUAUUCAUUCAUACUUCUGUCUCUACUCUACAAGCGUGUUACUACUUGUUGUUGGUAUUUAUAUUCUUCGUAUCUGAAGAAAUCAAUAGAUUAUGCUGUAUUGAUUAUUAUUGCAUACAUACAAACACUGACAAAUAAAUAUGUAACCAUAUAUAUAUACUUUUAAGUGGACAACGUGUUUGUCUACUCUUGCUCAUUAAUUUUAAACAAUCCUAUUUAAGCGCCACAUGUUCAAAACUGAUACAUAUUCAAACAUAAAAUUCCAUUGACGAUACACAUCUUAUGCCUAACAAUUUUCACCUGUUGUUAAGAAAACAAAUUAAUUGUAAUGUUAUGAGUACUACAUGAAUUUGGGUGUUUUUCGCUUCGCUAAUACAUCGGCAUGAAAAACAACUGUUUUCUGUUAUUUUUCUUCCCAUUUUUCUGAAGAACUUCAUUCACGAAUUAACAUGACUAUCGAAGAACCCUAGGGAAUACUGAACAACGUUUCACUUCUGUACUGAUACUCAUUAGCGAUUUAGAAUAGGAAAUUCCUACCACAGAAAAUUCACAACCUUCAGUAUCUGUAAACAAACUCAUAAUGCAUGCAAUACAUAAUUAGACUG